CGCCGCCACCCUGGGUUGGGAAUAGGCUCGGGAGCGCGCCUGCCAGCCUUGCCUUGCCCGAGCGAGCCCUUCUUCUCUUCACACACGGUCGCCGGCGCUCGCCCAGGAACCAGCGGCUUCCCCCUGAGGAGAAAGAGGUGCUCGCUCUCUCGCUCACUCUCUCCAGCGCCCCGCCCUGCUUGCCACACCAGAGGCUGGCCGCUACCUUAGUUUCUUGAAGACCAGGGGAUAAAAAAGAAGAGGUUGGACUUAGGCUGUUAUGACUCAUUUGAACUGAACAUUAAACAAAGAUUGCACUACAUCACGUAACUAUUUCCUGAAAUCUCCUUGGAUAACAAGAAGUUGAAUUUAUAUUAAUUCCAGUGAGUGUGUCCUAAUGAAUUUUGGAAUAAGAAUGAAGAGGGGAAGGAACAUCUCUAGAAGCAGCAUUCCCUUGGUUCUCUUUUUAUGCCAAAUCAUUAUUGCAUUGGAUGUACCUCUUGAUCCAAAACUUCUUGAAGAAUUGCCACAGCCUCCAACAAUAACACAACAAUCUCCAAAAGACUAUAUCAUUGAUCCGAGAGAGAAUAUUGUAAUACAGUGUGAAGCAAAAGGAAAACCACCCCCAAGCUUUUCAUGGACUCGUAACGGAACUCAUUUUGACAUAGAUAAGGAUGCACGGGUAAGAAUGAAGCCACAUUCAGGAACUCUUAUCAUAAAUAUUAUUAAUGAAGAAAAUGGAGGAAGAGCAGAGUCAUAUGAAGGAAUUUAUCAGUGCAUGGCAAGGAAUGAGCUUGGUGCCGCCAUUUCCAAUAAUAUUGUCAUACGGCCAUCCAGAUCCCCUUUAUGGACUAAAGAAAAACUAGUUCCAAAAAUAGUAACUGAAGGUCAAUAUGCAAUACUUCCUUGCAGGCCACCAAUGGGAUUACCACCACCUAUAAUUUUUUGGAUGGAUAACUCUUUUCAAAAGCUGCCUCAGAACAGUAGAGUUUCACAGAGUCUAAAUGGAGACCUUUAUUUUUCUAAUGUAAUACCAGAAGAUACCCGUGAUGAUUAUAUAUGUUAUGCAAGAUUUAACCACACUCAAACUAUCCAACAGAAGCAACCAAUUUCUUUAAAAGUUGAACCAGUGGAUUCAUUGAAUGAAACUAUAACUGCUAAUAUGAGUGACUCUGAUUUUUAUGGUGCCAGAUUAUAUCCAGAAAGACGGCCAACUCUUCUAACACCCACUGGAAGCACAAGUAGCAAAACAGAGUUAAGAGGAAACACCCUUCUGUUGGAGUGCAUUGCAGAAGGAUUACCUACACCAGCCAUCCAAUGGAUUAAAGAAGGUGGUGAACUUCCUGUCAAUAGGACCUUCUUUGAAAAUUUUCAUAAAACCCUCAAAAUUAUUGAUAUUUCAGAAGCUGAUUCUGGGAAUUAUAAAUGUAUGGCAGCAAAUCGUUUGGGUUCUGCUCACCAUGUUAUUACGGUCACUGUUAAAGCUGCACCUUACUGGAUAAGAGAACCUGCAAACCUUGUGUUAUCCCCUGGAGAAAGUGGUUCUUUGAUAUGUCAAGCUAAUGGCAAACCCAAACCCAGUAUAAGCUGGUUUGCUAAUGGAGUUCCUAUUGCAAUUGCUCCUGAAGAUCCUAGCAGAAAAGUAGAUGGUGAUACAGUCAUUUUCAAUGACGUGCAGGAACGAUCAAGUGGUGUUUAUCAGUGUAAUGCUUCUAAUGAAUAUGGAUAUCUACUGGCAAAUUCAUUUGUGAAUGUUUUAGCUGAGCCUCCAAGAAUCCUCACCGCUUCUAAUACACUUUACCAAGUCAUUGCAAAUAAACCUGCACUACUAGAUUGUGCUUUUUUUGGUUCACCUGUACCUGACAUUGAAUGGUUUAAAGGAGUGAAAGGCAGUAUUCUCCAGGGAAAUGAAUAUAUUUUCCAUAAAAAUGGAACAUUGGAAAUUCCCGUGGCUGAGAAGGAUAGUGGUGGCACGUACACCUGUGUAGCAAGAAAUAAACUAGGAAAGGUUCAGAAUGAAGUUCAUUUAGAAAUCAAGGAGCCAACAGUGAUUAUUAAACAGCCUGAUCACAAAGUUGUGCAAAGGACUGGACAGGUUUCUUUUGAAUGUAUUGUUAAACAUGAUACUACCUUAAUACCCACAGUUACGUGGUUGAAGGACAAUAGUGAAUUGCCAAAUGAUGACAGGUUUAUUGUUGGUAAAUACAACUUAACUAUUAUGAAUGUCACUGAUAAAGAUGGUGGAGCAUAUACUUGCAUGGCUAAUACUACUCUGGACAGUGUUUCUGCAAGUGCUGUGCUCACUAUUGUUGCUCCUCCAACAGCUCCACCUGUUGUUUACGAUCGUCCUGAUCCACCUUUUGAUUUGGAAUUGACAGAUCACCUAGAAAGAAGUGUUCAGCUCACCUGGAUUCCUGGCAAUGACAAUAAUAGCCCUAUUACAAAGUUCAUCAUUGAAUAUGAAGAUGCCAUGCGUGAACGAGGGACAUGGAACUACCAGACAGAGGUCUCUGGAAUCCUCACAACUGUACAGUUAAAGCUGUCACCGUAUGUUAAUUAUUCCUUCCGUGUAAUAGCUGUCAAUGAUAUUGGAAGAAGCCAGCCAAGUGAAGCUUCUGAGCAAUAUUUUACAAAACCUGCAAAGCCAGAUGACAAUCCUGGUGUCAUUCGAGGAACUGGAUCAGAACCUGACAAUCUAGUGAUCAUGUGGGAGCCUUUAAAGCAUUUUCAGUCCAAUGGUCCAGGGCUUCGGUACAAAGUCAGUUGGCGGCAGAAGGAUGGUGAUGAUGAAUGGACAUCAGUUGUUGUAGCCAAUGUAUCUAAGUAUAUUGUGUCUGGUACACCAACAUUCACUCCAUAUGAGAGAAAAGUGCAAGCACUAAAUGACUUAGGGAUGGCACCAGAGCCUUCAACAACAAUUGGACACUCAGGAGAAGAUUUGCCAAUGGUUGCACCAGGAAAUUUGCAGGUACAAGUUAUAAACAGCACGUUAGCAAAGGCUGAGUGGGAUCCAGUUCCUUUAAUGUACGUCCGAGGUCAUCUUCAGGGAUAUAAAAUUUACUACUGGAAAGUGAAAAGUUUAUCAGGACGAAUUAAGAGACAUGUAGAAAAAAAGAUGCUGAAUUUCAGCGGAAACAAGACACAUGGAAUGGUACCUGGACUGGAGCCUUAUAGCUCUUACAGACUGAAUGUCAGAGUAGUUAAUGGGAAAGGAGAAGGACCACCAUCCUCUGAUGCAACAUUUAAAACACCAGAAGGAGUUCCCAGUGCACCCUCCUUUUUGAAGAUUACUAAUUAAAAUCUGGACUCUCUCACUCUGGAAUGGGGCCCACCUUCUCACCCAAAUGGUGUUCUGGUAGGAUAUAUGCUGAAGUUUCAACCAAUUAAUAGCACACACGAUUUAGGCCGCUUGGAAGAGAUCAGCAUUCCAGCCAAUGAGACCAGCUUGAUAUUAUGUAACUUAAAUUACAGCACUCGAUACAAGUUCUACCUCCAAGCACAAACAUCAGUGGGACACGGAAGUCAAAUAACAGAGGAGGCAAUCACAAUUACGGAUGGAGGAUAUUCAGACAAUCAUCCUGAAAUUUCCCCUGUUAUGCAUACUAUGCCUCCAACAUUUUAUAAGGUGCAACCAGUGUACCCAAGCAUCAAAAAUCUUACGGCAGCUGCUGCUGAGACCUAUGCCAAUGUCACUUGGGAGUAUGAGGGUCCAUUUCAUGAGAACAUUUAUAUUGAAUAUGGUGUGGCAGGCAGCGAAGAAGAAUUGAAAAAAGAACAUGUUAAUGGUUCGCGGAGCUUCCAUGUGUUAAAGGGAUUAACACCAGGAACAUCAUAUAAAGUCCGGGUUGGUGCUGAGGGUCCUGGUUUUGAGAGUUUAGAUGCUGUGUUUCAGACAGGCCCAGCAAAGGCAAGCCGGCAGGUUGACAUUGCUACUCAAGGAUGGUUCAUUGGUCUUAUGUGUGCAGUUGCUCUACUCAUCUUGAUUUUGCUGAUUGUUUGUUUCAUACGGAGGAAUAAAGGAGGAAAAUAUCCAGUGAAAGAAAAAGAAGAUGCUCAUGGUGAUCCAGAAAUACAGCCUAUGAAAGAUGAUGAUGGGACACUUGGUGAAUACAGGUCUCUUGAAAGUGAUGCUGAUGACCACAAGCCUCUUAAAAAAGGAAGCAGGACACCUUCAGACAGAACUGUGAAAAAAGAAGACAGCGAUGAUAGUUUAGUUGACUAUGGAGAAGGAGUCAAUGGUCAGUUCAAUGAGGAUGGCUCCUUUAUUGGACAAUACAGUGGUAAAAAAGAGAAAGAACCCGCAGAAGGAAAUGAAAGCUCUGAGGCUCCUUCCCCUGUUAACGCAAUGAAUUCGUUUGUCUAGUUAAAAGAAACUCUGCCCCAUUCCAACAACAUUGCCCUUGGUUUUUUCCCAAGCACUUGUACAUCUUCCCCAUGUUACAGAUAUGAAGAAAACAUACAUUCUACGCAGCAAAGUGUUUAUACUCUAAGUACACAUAGAUGAAACAGUUACAUAAUUUUAACAACAGUAAG
Molecule: messenger RNA, 4512 nt
Organism: Pogona vitticeps (central bearded dragon)
Lineage: Eukaryota; Metazoa; Chordata; Lepidosauria; Squamata; Agamidae
Source: RefSeq, a predicted model, not a curated record